AUUAGUCAGUUAUGAUGUCCUGUUGAUUCAACAGCUACAUGAUAAAAACUCUGUGCAGCCUGUUCUCAGCUUUGUUAGUAAGAAGGGGCUCCAUGGAUCUGCUCACAUUUCUGGUGCUCACUCUCUUCUGUCUGCUUCUUCUCUCACUCUGGAGACAGAGGUUGGGGAGGGCGAAUCUCCCUCCUGGCCCCACUCCUCUCCCACUUGUUGGAAACAUCUUUCAGAUAGAUGUGAAAGACAUCACCCAAUCUUUAACCAAUUUCUCAAAGGUCUAUGGCCCCGUGUUCACUCUGUAUUUUGGAAUGAAGCCCACUGUGGUGUUGCAUGGGUAUGAGGCAGUGAAGGCUGCUCUGAUUGAUCAUGGGGAGGAGUUUUCUGGAAGAGGAAGCUUCCCAGUGGUUGACAAAAUUAAUAAAGGUCUUGGAAUUCUUUUUAGCAAUGGAAAGAGAUGGAAAGAAAUAAGGCGCUUCUCAAUCAUGACCCUGCGGAAUUUAGGCAUGGGCAAAAGGACCAUUGAGGACCGAGUUCAAGAAGAGGCUCAGUGCCUUGUGGAGGAACUGAGAAGAACCAAUGGUGAGAAAAUCUUUCUGUUUUGACUUUUCCAUCCUGUUCUAAGUUUGGGUAUACA
Messenger RNA from Psammomys obesus (fat sand rat), 628 nucleotides. Its product is annotated as cytochrome P450 2C26-like. The record is from RefSeq and is a predicted model, not a curated record. Gene Ontology annotation, cellular component: cytoplasm; intracellular membrane-bounded organelle. The transcript has 3 exons. Bases 39 to 596 code for a protein of 185 amino acids. Gene Ontology annotation, biological process: xenobiotic metabolic process. Gene Ontology annotation, molecular function: heme binding; iron ion binding; oxidoreductase activity, acting on paired donors, with incorporation or reduction of molecular oxygen, reduced flavin or flavoprotein as one donor, and incorporation of one atom of oxygen. NCBI's taxonomy places the organism in Eukaryota, Metazoa, Chordata, Mammalia, Rodentia, Muridae.